Serendipita indica DSM 11827 is the source of this 2751-nucleotide messenger RNA. The record is from the annotation of a GenBank genome assembly. Lineage: Eukaryota; Fungi; Basidiomycota; Agaricomycetes; Sebacinales; Serendipitaceae.
AUGAAGCAAAUUAAUGGACUGCAACACCUUCAAAGAAACGUGCUUUGUGCGAAAACGUUUAUUCGUGGAGAAGCAACGACUGCAAAAAAUACGCCAGUCGUUGGCAGACGACCUAUUCCCAAUGCCGCACAAAUGGAGAGACUGAAACAGGUCGGAAGGGAUCUUAUAGAUGCAAGAGCACAAAAGAAGCAGCAAUAUUGGGAAAAAGCAUCUAUCCAACAGCGACGUGCUUGGGAGGAGUCUGAAAUAGGACGACUCUCGCGGGCAAACAAGGUCAAAUCUCAAGAAAGACUAGAGUUUGAGGCGUCUCGAGAGGAACAAGAUUUGGGAGAUGCGACACCGUCUUUGAUAGACGUUGAGAUUGUGACCAGACCACUUCCAGGUUCAUUUGUGGAGCUAAGAAGGAACGCCGCGGUUAUCCACGGGGUGCUCAUCAACGAGCAGCCGGUUUCGGGCGUCGUCAAGAUCAACACACUUACCCAACGAGGGGAAAUAUGGACACAUAAUCCAAACGAUAUCAUGUUCUCUAUUCCCGACUUUGUACCGACGCACCUCGUAGAACAAAUACGGAUACAGGACGAGUCCCCAACCAAAAAGGACUUGUUGACUCGACUGUCCAUCAUGAAACGCAUCAACGCCUUUGAGCAGGAUAUAGCAAAGAUGGAGAGUCGGUUCGCGCCCCGUGUGUCAAAAAUAUAUGCUCAAACCAUUGGCCAGAGGGAGAAUGAAUGGUCACGCAUCUCUGUGGAUAAAAUUGUUUCCAUGGACUCUAGCAUCGGGGAUGAUGCUAGUCGCACAUCAGCUCGCGUAGCUGUCCACAAGCUCCUGAUGGCGGAUCCAAUCCAUUUCGUCGCACGAGCGCUGCACCGUUCCUCACUCGAAUUUAGCGCACGCCCAAAAUCUGAAGUGGAGAAUAUUCACCGCGUUAUCCAGUGGGUGCGCAAAAACUCCCCCGAAUUAAACAACUUUCUCGACAAAGCCAAGGACAUUGUAGCUAUAUCGCAAAAUUUGGUCGGUCGAGGGGAGGACGGCCCGCCAGCCCUUGCAACAGUAGCACUCCCCUCAUUCACCGAGUCGGAUCAGCACAUUAUACGUUUCCUUCGGUGUGCUCUGCGCAGUCAUUCGGCACAUCAACCCAGCCCCUACGACGCAUUCGCGCCGACAAUCUUGAAGAGGCUGGCAAUAUAUAAGCGAGAUAUUACGGAUGACGUUAUAUUCGGCUUCUUGCAAGACAUUGGCGCUCUCUCGCCGUGGCAGGACCGUACCAACCUCACGGAGGAACGGACAAUCGCCGAGGGUGGCCCGUAUACUGUCGCCCCUGUGGAUACAUCAAGUCUACUCUCUUCUGAUCCACAUUAUGAUCAAAGACAUGACUGGGGACAAUUGCCCGUCUUUGUCAUCGACAGCGCGGAUGCGCACGAGUUGGACGACGGCAUCUCGGUGGAACCGCAGCCAGAUGGAUCUGCAUGGGUUCACGUUCACGUCGCAGACCCCACGUCACGACUACCAAGAAGUCACCCCAUCGCGCUAACAGCCGCUUCACGCGGAAGUACAAUAUAUGGGUCACAAGAGACCAUUCCCAUGCUCCCAAACAGCUAUGCUAUGACAGAACAUAGCCUAGGUGCAUUGGGUGAAGGAAAAGGCCAAAGUGUUCUCACCUUUAGUACACGGGUUGACCAACAGGGUGGCAUCAUCGACUCUUGCGUUCGUGUCGGAAUCGUCCACAACAUCCACGUACUCACGUACAAAGGCGUAGAAAAGAGUCUAGGUAUUGAUAUACCGUACUACACAUCACCAUUUGGAAACGUGAAACAAGAGGAUCCUGGGAGACCAGUGCCACAGGAGAUUCUUUCGGAGCUCAAAGCGCUCCAAAAAAUCGCAGAAAAUCAACAGAAGCGUCGAUUUGAUGCUGGUCGGUUCUCUUGGCACGUGCCAAAAGCGAAUGCUCGCUUUCCAGACAAGCCGAUACCCGCGUCAGAGCAAAUACCCCAGUUGUGGACAGGCUUCCCGACCAUAGAGUACACAGUAGAGCCCGGGAUUCUUUCUCCUGCUCGUCAACUGGUCGCACAAGCCAUGAUCCUCGCCGGGCAAGCUGCUGGACGCUUUUGCGCUGAGAGAGGAUUGCCAGCUCUUUUCCGCACAUCGCCCCAGCCACUCGGGCUACAGGAGAAACACCUUAACCUGGGGCCAGUAGUACCGAUGGCGAUCGCGCUCAAGCAACGGGUUGCUGGCGUUCCAGCCUAUUACUCUGUCAACCCCUCGGCCCAUUGGGCGCUGGGCGUCGACGGAGAACAUGGCUACGUCCGCGUGACGAGCCCUUUGCGGCGCUUCUCAGACAUGGUCAUGCAUUGGCAGAUCAAGAGCGCCUUACUCAACCCGGCGUCGCCAGAGAUCUCCAAAGACGAGAUGGAGAGCUACGCUGCUAGACUUCACGAACGAGAGCGACUUGUAACCGCCCUUUCGAGAAGCCAGAAUAGUUAUUGGGCAUCAGUGUUCAUUCAACGGCGACUCCGCCACGAACCAGGAGACUCCGUGCUGGGGAAUCAAAAGGGCCUCAUAUCUUCUCUGCCGGAAUUAGAGACGUUCUCGAGAGAAUACGUCACCGGUGUAGUCCUUCCAGAGCUCGGUCUCAAGGGAUGGUUGUAUUCAUCUACGAAAUCAGCAUUGGGGUUAGGAGACGAGGUGCAGGUCCGUGUCACCGAUGUGACGAUGAUAGGGAAGCCCAGAGUACGAUUAUCCUUGUUGGAAUAA